AUGCGUUCCGCUCAAUUCCUUGCCCUGGCGAUGGCCGUCGCCACCUCUGAGGCUGUUUCUCAGGGUUUCAACUACGGUGCCACCAAGAGUGAUGGCAGCGUCCGUACUCAGGCCGACUUCGAGACUGCCUUCAGCACCGCCAAGAACCUGCAGGGCACCAACAGUGAAUUCACCAGUGCCCGUCUCUACACUAUGAUCCAGGGUGGUACCACCAACGGCCCCAUUGAGGCCAUUCCCGCCGCCAUCAAGGAGAAGACUGAGCUCCUGCUCGGUCUCUGGGCCUCCGGUGGCACCAUGGCCAACGAGAUCGCCGCUCUCAAGACCGCCAUCGACACCUACGGCGAUGAGUUCACCAAGCUGGUCGUCGGUAUCUCCGUCGGCAGCGAGGAUCUCUACCGUAAUUCCGCCAUUGGCUCUGGCUCCUCCGCCGGCCCUGGUCUCGAGGCCUCCGAGCUCGUUGACUACAUCAACCAGGUCCGCUCCGCCAUCUCCGGCACCACCCUGAGCGGUGCUCCCAUCGGUCACGUCGACACCUGGAACGCCUGGACUAACGGCUCCAACGCUGCCGCCAUCGAGGCUGUCGACUGGCUCGGUUUCGACGGUUACCCUUACUUCGAGAACACCAAGCCCAACUCCAUCGAUGAUGCCGCUGGUCUUUUCCAGACUGGUGUCAACAACUUGAAGGCCGCUGCCAAGGGUAAGGAGGUCUGGAUCACCGAGACCGGUUGGCCCGUCUCUGGCGACAAGCAGGGUCAGGCUGUCGCCAGCGUUGAGAACGCUAAGCAGUACUGGGAUGAGGUCGCUUGCCCUCUCCUCGGUAACACCAACACCUGGUGGUACAUCCUCUCUGAGGCUGGUGCUUCCCCCGACUUCGGUGUCUCCAGCUCCGACUCUAACACCACUCCUCUGUUCGACCUGAGCUGCAAGAACGCCACCAGCUCUGCUGCUUUCGCUUCCGGUACCCCCACCGCCUCCGUCGGUGAGAAGUCUGGCUCUGGCGCUGCUGCUGCCACCGCUACCGGUUCUUCCGGCUCUGGCUCUGAUGCCUCCGGCUCCGGCUCCAGCUCUGGUUCCGGAUCCUCUGGUUCCAGCUCCGGCUCUUCCUCCGGCUCUGGCUCUUCCGGCUCUGGCGCUGGUGCCGUCGGCUCCUCCGCUGCCCACUCCUUCACCGCCGUGCCCAGCGGAACCCGCCCCUCCACCACCCCCAAGGCUAAGAGCUCCUCUGCCUCCGUCUCCGCCUCCGCUACCGGCUCUGCCUCCACUGGCUCCGGCUCCAGCUCCUCCGGUUCCGGUUCCAGCUCUGGCUCUGGAUCUUCCGGCUCUGGCAGCGAUGCCUCUGGCUCUGACUCUGGCUCUGGUACCUCCUCCGGCACCUCUGCCUCUUCCACCCCUAGCUUCAACUCCGCUGGCCGUGUCACUGGCUCUGCCUUCGGUGCUCUGAUUGGUGCCCUUGCUCUUGCUUUCACUUUCUAA
This is a messenger RNA of Penicillium salamii, 1473 nucleotides long. The record is from the annotation of a GenBank genome assembly. NCBI's taxonomy places the organism in Eukaryota, Fungi, Ascomycota, Eurotiomycetes, Eurotiales, Aspergillaceae.